This is a messenger RNA of Ilyonectria robusta, 891 nucleotides long. RefSeq lists its product as uncharacterized. The coding region runs from base 1 to 705 and encodes 234 amino acids. The record is from RefSeq and is a predicted model, not a curated record. The transcript has a single exon. Gene Ontology annotation, molecular function: DNA binding. Lineage: Eukaryota; Fungi; Ascomycota; Sordariomycetes; Hypocreales; Nectriaceae.
AUGGAUAUCUUAAGUCCCACCUUCGAGGGCCAUGUGGCGACUAGGAAGGACGCCCUCAUUCUCUUUGAGGCCUGCCUGAGAGGCCAGCUGAGCUAUGUCACCCGCCCACCAACACCGGCCGAGCGACGACGGGGUUUCCCCAAGAGCGGCAGUGUUUUUAUUUCUCUGGCGAGUACAAAAGGUCUUGCUCGCUGGGUCGACGGCGCCAAUUGGCGCUCAGAAAUCUCGAGGUACCGCCACGCUCUGCUUCUAGAGCUCGAGAAGGCAAAUUCAGCGCACUGCUCUCGGAAAGACAUAGACAAAGCAGCGUUGAAAAAGGGCGGCCUCGUGAAGCAGACUUUUACAGCUUACUACCAGGGGACAAAAUAUCGCCUGACCAGCUACAUCACAAUUGAUGAUGUGAAAUCAGAGCGUUGGAUUGCACCGACCAACCAUCCCACCUUAGGGACUAUUACCCCCCGCAAAGAGCUUAUCUCCUCUUUAGGGGCCAAUGCAUACAUCAAUGAGGAUUGUGUACAGUUAUAUCUUUGGCAAUUGUCACCAGAAAAAGACUGGGGGAGUGGAAGCCAUCAGCAGCAGGCCAAUGAAGUCCAACACCAACAUUCGACAUUUAACGCUGCAUCCGCCCCGGGCCACCAAGUCGAGGGGGUACCUCAAGUGCCUCUAGUCAAACGGUUCUCCAGUGUCCAUCAAACUAUGCCAUAGCCUAUUUACCCCUGUUUCGUCCUCACAGCAAAGCAAAUGGAUCCGGUAUACCACGGGUCAUGGGUGGAAAGCGGAGGUUCAAAUAGCAUUAGGAAAUGAACUGCGGAGAGAUUUUUUUAUGGCUGAUAUAUCCCAAAAUACACGGUAAUGUGCUCGCAGUUCUGUACGAAGUUGACAUACUAUCUA